AUGCCCCUCCUCAUCCGCCCCGCCACCCCCUCCGACGCCCCCUCCCUCUCCUCUAUCUGUCUCCUCACAGGUUCCGCAGGCUCCUCCGCCGAAGCUAUGCACGCGUACGGCGAGCUGCCUGGGCUGGUUUAUGCGCUGCCGUAUGUGAACGUGGGGGAGUGGGCGUGGGGGUUCGUGUUGGUUGAUACUGGGGAUGAGAAGAGAGUGGUGGGGUAUAUACUCGGUGCGAGCGAUACACGUAAAUUCGAGGAAGAGGCGGAAAAGACGUGGUACCCACCUCUCCGGUUACGCUACCCACUAUCACCGUCCCCCUCUUCUUCUUCCCCACCGUCGUCGUUACCGGAACGCAAAGAAGCAGAUACCCGCUACAUCAAACUCCUCCAUUCACCCGAAUCCGCACCGGAAGCCUGCGUUAAAUUUAGCCCUGCGCAUAUGCAUAUUGAUUUAUUGCCGGAAGUGCAGAGGAAGGGAUGGGGGAAGCGGUUGGUUGGGUUUGCGGUGGGGUGGUUGAGGGGGUUGGGGAAGCUAGAGGGUGUAUGGUUAGGAUUAGAUCCGAAGAAUGAGGGCGCGAGGAGGUUUUAUGAGAGGUUGGGCUUUGAGGGGAUUGAGGGCGCGCCGGGGAAUUGUAUGGGGUUGAAGUUUGAGAGCUGGAGAGGUUGA
Molecule: messenger RNA, 660 nt
Organism: Stereum hirsutum FP-91666 SS1
Lineage: Eukaryota; Fungi; Basidiomycota; Agaricomycetes; Russulales; Stereaceae
Exons: 3
Coding region: 1-660 (219 amino acids)
Molecular function (GO): acyltransferase activity, transferring groups other than amino-acyl groups
Source: RefSeq, a predicted model, not a curated record